AUGCCUCCAGCCAAAUCCCCUUCAAGGGCUAGAGGAGGGAAGCAGAAAGCGGUGACGAGAAAGACAGACAAAAAAGAAUCAGUUCCCCCUAAAAGAGGAGGAAAGACAGAUUCUCAAAUACUCUCAAAUAAUAAUGAAAGUGAGAAAAGAAAAGACGAUCAAUUUACAAAGGAAGAGACAACAGGGAAAGCGAAGAACAAAAAAGAGAAGAAAACUGGGAAAAGUGACCAAACCGAGGAACCAGAGGAAGAGAUAGAGACCUCUAGGCAAAUAGCUAAAGCAAGAAAGCAAAAUGGCAAAGUCUUACCUGCCAAGGGAACUAACUUACCAGCUAAGGGGAAAGCUGUCAAAUCAAAACCUGACCAGAAAAAAAAUACAGCCAAAACUCAUGCAAAAGUUGCGAGAAGGAGGGGUGCUAAAGUGGUAGAAGAGGAUGAAUCGGAGAGUGAGAAAGCAGAGAGCUCAGAACAAGAGAGUGAUGAAGAAGGAAAGGAUGACAAGAAGGAGGGGUCAGAUUGCCCAGAGAACACCACUGAGAUAGACACAAGUGUACUCAGUGGUGAAGAAGAACUGUCAGGUGUAGAUAAAAUAACAGAAGGGGAGGAAGAGGACGAUGUAGGGAUAAAAACAGAAGGGGAGGACGAUGAUUAUGUAGGGGGAAAAACAGAAGAGGAGGAAAAGGAAGAGGAGAAGAAAAGUGAGACAAAUGACAAUCCCGAUGUGCCUUCUGAAAGCAGAACCAAAGAAGAAGCUGAGAAGGAAACUGUUAGCAGUGCAGAAGAAGAAGACGACUCCGAGGAGGUACUGAGCGAUACGAGAGAAGAGAGCACACAGAGAGAGACAGCCCAUUCGUCAAAGAAACCAGGACCGCUAAACCUGACAGUUCAUCUCCAGGGGCAGAAAAAGAUGUUAAAAUCUAAGAUACUACUAAAGAAGGGGCCUUCUAGAGGAGAGGAGCCUAAAGACGAUUCUGUGCCCUCAAAAGGAAUCCAUAUUAAAGGAAUGGCUCUCUCCAAAGGUGGAGCUGCUAAAGGUAAGUCUCAAAUUCUACAGUUGGCAAGUAAAACAAAGACAAUGAGCAAGACCGAGGAAGAGCAGGCAGUACCACCAACAAAAGGUCCCAAAGGUCUUCUGAACAAACAGUCUCGCAUGCUGUUUUCAAUGAAAGGAAAAGAUAAAAGCAAGAAGGCCAAAGAGCAACCUCCAAAAUAUGCAUUUGAAGAUGCUGUUGAAGAGCCAAGUCAAGAUUCAUCUGAGAAAAUAGUGGCAGACAUAGUUGAGCCUGAGCCUGAGCCUGAGGAAAACAUGCCUUCAAAGUCAACAGAGCGUUUAUUAGCCCGGAAAAGAGGCAUGACAACGUUGCGGCGCGUCUCAGGAUGGAUUCAAAAGAAGAUGCCAAAGGGUUUGCAUGUUCGAAGAAAAUUAUCAGCAGUCACCCAAGCAAUUGGGAUCUCAAAAUGGCUACCUGCUUUGGUAGUGAAGAAGAGGACCAGCAGCACCAAGUCCAAAAAGAGUCUCAUCCGACAAAAGAUGCUUAUGAAAAUGGCAAAUGGUGGAAAAUCAAAAAUGGAAGUAUUAGCCUCCAAGGAUUCCAAGACAGAUGAGGCUAUUAAGGCUGACCAGGGUGACUCCUCCGAUGAACCUUGUUCCUCUCCACAAGACAUAGAGGAAAAGGCCAACUCAGGAGAUGCUAAAUAUGCAAUUGUGUUCCCAAGGAUGAACAAAAUUGGCAAGACUAAUGAAGCCUCUGUUCCCUCUGCUAGCACCAGCACAGGCGUGACAGAGCGUAAACCACCAAAACCUGGUGCCCGUCUGGUCCUUCCAGUCAAACCAGACCUCAGCCUACUAAAGUCCAUUAAAAAAAACACUCAGGAGAGUAAAAGUGAUAAGAAUGGCAGCACAAACUCUCAAGUGUUUGAAGGGCAGCCUGAGGUCAAAGCAGACAAAAAAGAUCCAAUAUCAGGCAUUAAAGAAGGUACAAGUAUAAUACAAGCCGCCAAGGGAAAACUUGGGGGAUCACAAGUAAAUAUCACCAAGUUGUCAAUAUCUAAACCUUUGCUUAAUGGUAUAAGCAUGGGGCAGAGCAAAGAAGUGGAGAGAAAUCUUAGGAAUACAGAUGUUUCAGCAGAACCUGAGACAUGGAGGAAUGGAGUAAUGCAACCUUCUUAUGAGGAGGAGGCAGACCGAGAGGUGGCCGAACUGAUGGGUGAGGGUCUUUUACCCUCUGAUAUUGAGCUACACUGGGCUCAGACUCAGCAAAUGUGUGGUGAUCCCCAAGACUGGCUACGUUCGGAAAACCUCCUGCCCCAUCAAACGGUGGAGAAGCUUACUAAAUGGACAGUGUAUCAAGAUGAUGAGCAUGCCCACAUCAUACCAGUCCAUAAUGGAAGAGGCCCAUGGGAAUCUGAAGAUCCAACCCAAAAUAUGCUAGAGGAGAGACUUAACAGCACGCAAGUAAUGAUGCCAGGAAACAGCCAAGCUGUGGAGGUGGAUGAAGUGGAAGAUUUGGCACAGCUGGAAGAGGUGUGUGAGAGUUCUGUUCUGCUGAAUUUGAAGAAGCGGUUUCAUCGGGAUUCAAUUUAUACGUAUAUUGGUGAUAUGCUCCUUUCCAUCAACCCCUUCAAGCCUCUCAGCAUCUACACUGAGGAUCUAAGACAGCAGUACCAGGGUAAAGAGAAGCACAAUAAUCCACCUCAUAUAUAUGCCACAGCAGAUGCUGCGUUUUGCCAAUCUCAGGAUACCACCCAAGAGCACUGCAUCAUCAUAAGUGGGCAAAGUGGAUCAGGCAAGACAGAGGCUGCCAAGCUCAUUGUGCAUUACCUGAGUUCCAUGUAUCAAGGCAGAAAUGAUAAAUUACGACAGCCAAUGGAUGUUUUACCCAUUCUUGAGAGCUUCGGUAAUGCCAAGACAAUAUUAAACAACAACUCUAGCCGAUUUGGAAAGUACCUACACAUCCAUAUACGCCAUGGUGUUGUUGUCGGAACAUCUUUAUCAAAAUAUCUCCUUGAAAAGUCAAGAAUCGUCUUCCAGGCUAAGGAGGAGAGAAACUACCAUGUGUUUUAUGAACUGUUGGCUGGGAUGAAUGAUUGGGACAAGCAGGAUCUUUACCUGCAAGGAGCCGAAACUUACUUCUACCUCAACCAGGGCAGGGCUUGUGAGCUACAAGGGAAGCAUGACAAGCAAGACUUCCUGCUUUUGGUCCACUGCAUGGAGACCAUUGGUUUACAUGCAGAUCAACUUGCAAACAUUUGGGCCAUUCUGUCAUCCAUCCUGCAGCUGGGCAACAUUUGCUUCAGCUCCUACGAGAGUGAAUCGUUUGAGGUUGCCCGUAUUUUUAGUGAAGCCGAAGCUCGGAGAGUGGGAAACCUCCUGCAGGUGUCUGCUGAGGCCUUGCAGACGGUCAUCACACACCGGGUGACUGAAACAACUUAUGAUAGGAUAUACUGCCCUCUAUCUGUGGAAAGUGCCAUUGAAUCCAGAGAUGCUAUUGCCAAGAUGUUGUACUCUGUGCUGUUUGACUGGAUUCUUGAACGCAUCAAUGAGUGGUUGAUCCCCACAGAGAUGGACAGCACUGUUGGGAUUGUGGAUAUAUACGGCUUUGAGGACCUGAAUGUAAACAGUUUCGAGCAGCUGUGCAUAAACUUUGCCAAUGAGCAGCUGCAACAGUUUGUGAACAAAGCCCUGGUUGCCCAAGAGCAGGAGGAAUACAGCAAAGAGCAGAUUCAAUGGUAUCCAAUCAUUUUGGAAGACUCUAAUGGCUGUCUGGAUCUCAUCUCAGCACGGCCUUAUGGAAUCCUUCGCAUCCUGGAUGACCAGACUUGCCUUCCUCAAGCUACAGACCACACAUUCUUGCAGAAAUGUCACUAUCACCAUGGCAACAAUCCCUACUACACCAAGCCCAAAAUUCCUCUGCCAGUGUUCACAAUAUAUCACUAUGCAGGCGCUGUCACGUACCAGGUGCACAACUUUCUAAAUAAAAAUCACGAUCAGUUUCGUCCAGAAGUAUUAGAGUUAUUUGCCCGCAGUCGUUUACAGAUGGUGUCGGGUCUCUUCCGGAAGGUUCAAGAGCGCUACGUCCAACAGAAAGAGUUGGGAAGAGCAAGAGGUUACCGGAACCAGAUGUCAACAGUAGCUGCUCAUUUCCAGCAGUCACUUAUAGAGCUCACCACUCGUUUGGAGAGGUGUAAAACUACAUUUAUACGAUGCUUUAAGCCAAACUAUGUUAAGCUUCCGGGCAUAUUUGAUAUAGACUACAUAACAACACAGCUUAGACAUGGAGGGAUACUGGAGACCAUUCACAUACGAAAAGAAGGAUUUCCUAUUCGGAUCCCGUUCGCUCUGUUCAUGGAGAGAUAUGGUGUACUAUUGGCCCAGAGACCUGCACAUCAGUCUUGUAAAGAGCAAGUAGUGACUUUACUGGAGACCAUAGGAGCAGAGGAAGGCCAGUACCAACUAGGACUCACUAAAGUUUUUAUUAAGGAGAGUCUGUAUCAGCGGGUGGAGGAAAAAUGGAGUAGCACCCAAACAUGGGCGGCGGUGACCAUCCAGAGAAACAUCCGAGGCUUCAUCUGCCGGAAAAACUUUCGUUUCUUUAAACAGAAGGCUAUCGUCAUUCAGUCCCACAUCAGGGGCCACCAGGCUCGGAAGUACUACAAGAAAUUAAAGCAGUCCUUCACUCAGUUCUGGGCAGCUAUGAUGAUCACCAGAGACACCAUCAAGAGACGUCAUUGGAGGUGCGUCAUGGGCUGUUUAAGAGUGUGUACACAUGUAAGAAAUAUCAGAGUUAGUUCUUUUGUUUGGGGAGGAGCGAGUCAAGGGAGGGUCUUCUUAGGAUAUAAAAGAAGGCCAGCUGCUAAGAAUAGUCAUGUUUACCUUUGCAUACGAUGUCGUGGACAGGAACAUACUGAUAGAACCAGAGUGAAGGAAGCAGCGAAACCAACAUCUUCCUCUUCAGAGAUGGAUGUGGGAAUAUUGGAGAUCCCGGCAGACCUGUCGGCCAGAUUACGCAGUGCAGCAGGACGUCCUCAAGGAUCAGGAGUAACAGAAGUAGCUUUGCCACAGGUCAAAGCAGAACACAACCUCUCAUUGCCCCAAGACAUUGACAGACAUCCUUUCUCCCAAUAUGCCAACACAGUCCUGAAGGACGGAUGGUGCCAACCGCAAGGUUUUCCGCUUCAAAAGCCCCUGACAUCUCUGAAUCCUGAUGAUGCUCGUACGGCUCUAGAAAUCUACAAACUGAUCCUGCGUUUCACAGGCGACUCUGAUCUGACAGGAUGGCAAGAGCAGAUGUUGGGGAACUAUAUUGUGGAGAAGAGUCAAUUACGGCCCAGCAUCAGAGAUGAGAUUCUAGCACAACUUGUGUACCACACUUGGGACGGGGAUAAUGAAGAGAGUGCCCUGCGGGGCUGGUUACUCCUGGCCUGCUGUCUGAGUGCCUUCACACCCUCUCCUGCCUUGGAGAAACCCCUGCUCAAGUACGUGUCAGACCGCGGUCCUGGGGAGUAUCGCUCUCUGUGCCAGCACAAGCUCCUCACAUCCCUGCAGCUCCCCUCUCCUGCCUGCAGACGACACCCUCCGAGUCAACUCGAGUGGACAGCCAAUCAGAGGAAAGGAAAGAUGGUGGUGGAGGUUAACACUUUCAAUGAGGAAAGGUUAAAUGUGGAGGUGGAUUCUUGGACCACAGGAGAAAAAUUGGCCUCUUGGCUUCUUAGCUACAGGGGUCUUAAAGAAGCUACACGAGGCUGGUCUGUGUCUCUGCUGGCUGGGGAGGGCUGGACUGACCUAGCUGGCUGUGAUUUUGUAAUGGAUCUCUUGGCUGGAGUUGAGACUGAUGUGCCUUUGGGUCACCCACCCGCUCAAACUGAUUACCUCUUUAGCAACACAGGUGACAGCAUGGCAACCACCGACCUGGAUGACUUUAUACCACCUGCUCCCUCAAUGCAAGCCCCUGGACUCCCCUCCUUUGAAGCAUCCCCUUGGGACACCUAUGAACCCUCUUCUGCGUCCCAGAGAUCUCGAGGUCGACAGAUGGAUGCUUAUGUUGAUGACCUCUUUGAUCCCGUGUUUGAUCAGGGUCCUCCGGACUUUGAACGGAUGGCUAUGCUGAAUCGUAGAAUGAGAGGAGGCGGUGGUAUGAUGCCCAGCAUGUACACCGGAGCAGGAAUGCCAAUGAAUCCUGCCAUGGCUGGCUAUGGUGCCACACCAAUGAUGCCAAACAUGAACAUGAUGCCUACUAUGCCCAUGAUGCAACCAAUGCAACCUAUGAUGAUGCCAACCGCCAUGCCACAAGUCAUGCCUGCCCCCGCACCACCCAUGCCUGCUGCAGCUCCAGCUGUCGACUCACAGCAAAUGGCUGCUCAGCAGCAGGCCUUUAUCAAUCAACAGGCUCUUCUUCUGGCUCAGCAGAUGACAAUGCAGGCGAUGACGUUGUCACAGAAGCAGCAGCAGGAAGAGAUGAGAAAACGUGAGAAAGAGGCAAAGAGAGAGUCACCACGUCAGCGGCGACGCUCUCCUCCACGUACACGUACGCGUUCACCUUCACACUCACGCUCACCCUCACCCAAACCCCGAAGCCGCCCACAGGAAGAAAGAACCGUUUCUAAGACCCCCAAAAAAGACCCAGAAACUCUUCCAAAGCCACGUAGUCCAGAGGCGCAGCCUGAGGCAGAGGUGGAUCUCAGGGCCCCAGAAGAUCAAGGGUCCUUUCAGGAGAAGAGGAAUUUUUUCCAAAAGAUUGGAACAUCAGAAGCACGCCCAAAGUCUACACCAAAGGUUGCUAAGCCACUGAUAUACGCCACUCCGCCGGAGGUGACCCAACCCAAAUCACCUCCACCAGUACAGACUGAAGUGGAAUCACCUAACAACCAAUCCAUCCCAGAACCUCCUAACAUCCAAACACCUGAACCAGAAUCUCCAGAACCCACAUCUCCUAAACCAGAGCCUACUAGUAACAUUAGAGAGAUCAUCAAGCGGUACCAGAGCCGGCCCUCUCCAGAACCUAAAGCCUACGAGCCUGUCAGGGUUCCCGCCAAGCACUUUGUAAAGAAAAAUGACCCAAAAGAAGAGGCACUGGCCAUUCUCAAAGCUCAGGGACCUGUCUCUAACCAGAAGAAACAGUGGGAACAGAAGCCUCCUUCUCCUUCUAAGUCACCUGAGUCCCAUGGCCCUCGUGAAAUUUCUAACGACAUGAAGCAGAAGCAGCGCUCACUUGCUGACCUCUUCGGCUCACAGCGUUCACAUGCUCUGCCUCGAGCCCGUGAACCCAUCCCCGACCCACCACCAGUGCCUCCUCCUGUACCUAAUCAGUUCAACAAGAUGGUUGAGGAGGAGAGUGUUCGCUCUCAACUGCACAGAUUCUCUGCCAGCGUUUACUUUUCCUACCCCAGUAUGCCUGGCAAACUCUUCAUGCGCAAAGAGCUGUUUUAUCCCAGAGAAAAAUUCAAUCACCCAUACAUUCUUAAUUUACUCUGUGAGCAGAUCAUGCGAGACACUUACUCAGAUUCUUGUCUGAGGAUUUCACGUGAAGAAAGACGGAAAAUGAAAGAUCUUUUGGCAAGCUUCCAUAUCGGCACCAAUAUGACUUCACUAGAUGACACCCUGAAGAAAAGAAUUGUCAUGGCAGCAAGAGACAACUGGUCCAAUUACUUUUCACGUCUCUUUAAUGUGAAGGUGGGGAAUGGAGGAGAUGCUCAAAUACUGGGAGUGUCUCACAGAGGAAUCAGACUGCUGAAAGUGGCCAAAGCUUCAGGAAUAAACCCCAAACAUCUCAGACUACUUCACAGCUACAGUUUUUCACAGGUGCUGUCCGUACAGCAGCAAGGCGCUGAUAGAGUUGUGAUCUCUUUGAGUAAUGAAGAGCUGGAACUUCACUCUCAACAGGCACCACAGAUCGCUGCUGUGAUUCAUCUCUUCCUCACGGAGCUGAUUACGAACUCAGACUAUGUGAUUGCUGUGAAGAGCUAUGUGACAGAUGACAGGAGCUUGCUGAGCCUUCACAGAGGCGAUGUCAUCAAAAUCCUCAACAUGGACGGCCUCAAGGAUGGAUGGAUGUUUGGUUCCAGUGGGGGCCGUUCUGGACUCUUCCCGGUAGACGUCACUCAGCCUUGUGCCCCACCAGACUACCACAGCAGCAACAUGGAGCGGCAGCUCGAGCGGAAAAAGAGUAUGAGACUCACCGGCUCUUCUUCCGGUGUACCAGCCAAAGGCCCCGUCACCAACACACCUGCUAAUGGCCUCGUCUCCAACACCCCUGUGGCCCGCUCAGUAGCUAGCAGUGUAUACAGUGCUGAGGUGGGGUCCAUCCAGAAAUCUGAACCAGAUAACCAGCAGUAUAUCAUGGCUGAGUUUGCCAGGAAGUUCUUCGCAGACGCUAUCAGCAGGUGAAAUCUUCUGGAAAGCAGAGGAGUUUGCAUCAUGCUUCUCAAUCUUAAUGAGAUGGUGGAAUACACUGCAAAUCCUAUUCAGGAAUCACUGAUCCUUUUCUCAGACAAUGAUCUCAAUCGGCUGGGUGCUCAAAACUUCAUGGUUUUGAUGCAGUUUAUGAUGGAUCAACCAAUGAAGAAAAAUCAGACAGAGAGUGAUUGUGUUAACUCCAUUUUGCUGUUGGGACAAGAGAAGGAGUUCCUCAGGGAUGAGAUAUACUGUCAGGUCAUUAAGCAGAUCACGAAAAACCCAGUCAAGGAGAACUGUACCCGUGGCUGGCGUUUGUUCAAUCUUGUGACUGGAUUCUUCCCCUGUUCCAACACUCUCCUGCCGUAUUGCACUCGCCACCUGGAGGCCAUCAUUCAGGAUGCCAACCACCCUUUUCAAGAACUGGCAAGUUUGUGCUUGAACAAUCUCAGACGAUCACUCAGUUUCGGAGGACGCAGACACGUCCCUUCACAUUCGGAGAUGGAGGCCAUUUUGUCUGGGAGGAACUCCCGUCGGCUGCCCAUAAAGCUGCCCGGUGGAAGCGAAUUUACCUGCAAGAUUCGUAGCUUUAGCGUCGCAUUUGAGGUGGUACAAGACUUUUGCACUGAGAUGGGCGUCAUGAAUCCUGCAGAAGUGAAGGAGUUCUUUAUCCACGCCACUAAGAAAAAUGGUGAUGUGACACGACCAAUUCACUCCGAUGAGUAUCUUUUUGACUUCCUGCUGGACGAUGGCUCCAUCUCCCUCUCCUUUCAUCGAACAAUCUGGAAACAGCCCUUGCAGUUCGGCAAUGACUUUUAUCUGGAGUUCCACUACCAGCUGCUUGUGGCUCACUAUCUGGGAGGAAAGCUGUUGCUGCCCACGGACAGUGCUACAGUCUACCAGCAGGUGGCAGAGUUGACCGCUCUUCAGCACCUAGCUCUUGGGCAGACUGACCUACCCUCGAGCGCUGAGGUAAAGCAGUACCUUCCCCGGAUGGAUCAGCUCAACUCCGGUGACGAAAGACUUCUUGCUACUAUACGGGCACAGUUUUCUACCUUAGGCCCUCUCGGCCAUCUUGAUGCCAAAGCUCGCUUUAUCAAAAGCGUCAGCGUGCUGCCUUUCUUUGGCUUUGACGUGUUCACCGUUCAGAAAGUCAGUCAUCGCAGCUGCCCCUCUCCCUCGCUGGUCGCCGUCAACCAUGAAUUCAUCAAAAUCCUUGAUCCCAAAUCGAAGAACACAUGUUUGACGAUGUCUAUGGAGGACAUACAGUCUUUGCGCUCAAUCCGUCCAAAAAAAGACAAGCUGCCGUCAGUUGAGAUCAGCUUUAGCGGCCAAACUCAACCCAGGACUGUCAGCUUCGGUCUAAAGCAGGCGAAAGAGAUGUGCCACACCAUUGCUGUGAUUAUGGAAGAAGUGGUGAAACCCUCCUACAGCAGUUUGUCCAGUCGGUCCGGAACUCCACAUUAAACAACCAACAUAUUCAAACUUCGUCUAAUAUCCAUGACUUACUCUGAAGUUCAAAUAUGUCUCCUGCCAUAAAAUAUUGCAGUUGUUAUAUUUAAAAAAAAAAAAAAAAAAAAAAAAAGAUGUACAAAUGUUCAUGUAAGAUCGAGGUUAAUGCUUACAAAAUGUCAAAAUGUUUAAUUCAAUAUAGAGUUGUUCAGGGUUGUAAAGAGACUGUAUACAAUAUAUUUUGAGCUGUUUGGAAUGAACAUUAAUGAUUUAAUAAGCAUUAUUUCAUUUAAUAAUGUUUUUUAAACCAAUAUAUGUUUAAUUUAAAAUUACGAAUUUAUACCAACAAAUGGGGACGAAUUGUGAUUAUAUUUAUUAUAAGGCUGACCUAUUUUGUAUAUGUGUUAUAAUUAUGUUUAAUUGUUUGCCUCUAAAUAAAAGAAAACCAAUCAGUGAGUAAACUA
Puntigrus tetrazona (Sumatra barb) is the source of this 10304-nucleotide messenger RNA. RefSeq names its product unconventional myosin-XV-like. The record is from RefSeq and is a predicted model, not a curated record. Gene Ontology annotation, cellular component: myosin complex; cytoskeleton. The transcript is spliced from 66 exons. Lineage: Eukaryota; Metazoa; Chordata; Actinopteri; Cypriniformes; Cyprinidae. Gene Ontology annotation, molecular function: protein binding; cytoskeletal motor activity; ATP binding.